AUGAUGCUCAGCUCUCUUGCUAGGCCCACGAGGAAGGGCGUCAGUGAUGGCCUCCUCAUUCUGGCCAUGAUUGGCGGUGUCAUCUCUGUCAUCUUGGCAUUCAUCGUCUUUAUCGCUGGCACUACCAUCAUCCCUGGCAGUGGUGAUAACCCCGAUCAUUUGUUCUGGAAGCCGUUGGCUCUGGUGACUUUUGAUGGACUCGUCCCCAACAAUGACACAUCCAAGUUCUUGGUGCAACUAAACUGGUACGCCAGCUCAUUCGGCUGGGAGUAUCCCAAUGCCCCCAAGAACCUCCCCAAGGCUGGCAUCACAUCGUCAGGUCUACGAUGGUCUUCCAACAUCGUCAACGACCUCCACCAGAUCGCCAGGGACCUCAAUCUUCCACAGGACACAUGGGACUGCCCCAAGUUCGGAGCAUACGAGGAUCCUUGCGGCAACAUCUUCUUUGAGGCAUGGCGCACCUACAUGGUCCACAACGGCUUGCCCAUCUCCAGCUGGCUCCUCUGGGUCAUGGUGACGUCGGCCCUCGUCCUCGGAUCUUGGACUAUGGUGCAGGAGUGGAUGAUUCAGAAGAGGCCUCACUGGAUGAGGUGCCGGUGCAUCAUCGGCAAGCGAUGGUGUCCCUGCCCUAAGGGCACCAAGGAGGAGAUUGAGAACCACGAUGACUUUGUGUGGGACAAGGUGCGGCUGUCCUACUGGACUCUCUCGGCCGCCUACUUUGGCACCGCCGCGACCCACGCCUGCGUCACGUCGGUGUUUUUUGUCAAGUUUCUGGGAUACUUCGAGGAGCGACUGCCCGAGGGCAUCAGCAUGCGUCCCAGGAGACGGAUCGCCUCCGAGGUCCUGUUGUGGGUGGCUUUCGGCAUAAGGUGUUUUAGUGCCCUGUGUAUGGCCAUCAGGUGGAAGCUCAGUCGGAGACCCAAGGGCUGGCUGGACGAGCAAAGCGUCGGUCUCGACGGUAACAGUGGAAGGCCUGGUGAUGCGCGUUAUACUGACUAG
Molecule: messenger RNA, 999 nt
Organism: Fusarium keratoplasticum
Lineage: Eukaryota; Fungi; Ascomycota; Sordariomycetes; Hypocreales; Nectriaceae
Exons: 2
Coding region: 1-999 (332 amino acids)
Source: RefSeq, a predicted model, not a curated record